Messenger RNA from Neoarius graeffei (lesser salmon catfish), 11735 nucleotides. It is a transcript of the gene smarcd3b, whose product is annotated as SWI/SNF related, matrix associated, actin dependent regulator of chromatin, subfamily d, member 3b. The transcript has 15 exons. Bases 59 to 1639 code for a protein of 526 amino acids. The record is from RefSeq and is a predicted model, not a curated record. Lineage: Eukaryota; Metazoa; Chordata; Actinopteri; Siluriformes; Ariidae. Gene Ontology annotation, biological process: regulation of transcription by RNA polymerase II. Gene Ontology annotation, cellular component: SWI/SNF complex; nucleus.
AAAGAAAUAGGAGGAGAGACAGAGGAGAGGCAGAGCGAGGGAGCGGAGCUGUAGGGAAAUGGCUUCGGAGGAGACGGCUGGCGGGGCACGCAAAGCCACCAAGAGCAAACUGUUCGAGUUCCUCGUCCAUGGAGUGCGUCCCGGUAUGCCAUCAGGACCACGGAUGCCCCAUCAGGGGGCGCCAAUGGGUCCUCCAGGCCCACCGUAUGGAGGAAACUCCACUGUUCGGCCUGGGCUCACCAAUCCAGCAAUGGAGACCAACCGCAAACGGCCCGCCCCCUCACAACAACACAUUCAACAGCAGCAGCAGCAGCAACAGCAGCAACAGCAACAACAGCAGCAAGCGGUACAGAACAGAAACAGGAAGAAGCCGGUGGGAUUUCCUGGAGCCAGUGAGAUGCCAGGGAGGCAGAUGGACAUGAGAGAGGCCCAAUCAGAUCCCACACUCGGAUCAAACACCAAGAGGAGGAAAAUGGCUGAUAAGAUUCUUCCACAAAGGAUUCGUGAGUUAGUCCCAGAGUCCCAGGCUUAUAUGGACCUCCUGGCCUUUGAGCGCAAACUGGACCAAACCAUAAUGCGCAAGCGGGUGGACAUCCAAGAAGCACUGAAACGACCCAUGAAGCAAAAGCGCAAACUGCGGCUCUACAUCUCCAACACCUUCAACCCAGCCAAGCCUGACGCAGAGGACUCGGAUGGCAGCAUUGCAUCCUGGGAGCUACGGGUGGAGGGAAAGUUACUUGAUGAUCCAGGAAAAGUGAAAAGGAAGUUUUCAUCCUUCUUUAAAAGCCUGGUGAUUGAGCUGGACAAAGAUCUCUAUGGACCAGACAACCAUCUUGUAGAGCUGCUGAGCAGCGGGGCUCGGUGGCAUCGCACUCCCACCACUCAGGAGACUGACGGCUUCCAGGUGAAAAGGCCAGGCGAUGUUAAUGUACGCUGCACUCUACUGUUAAUGCUGGAUUAUCAGCCUCCUCAGUUUAAGUUGGAUCCGCGGCUUGCUCGGCUGUUGGGUAUCCACACUCAGACACGCUCGUGUAUCAUCCAGGCCCUGUGGCAGUACAUCAAAACCAACAAGCUGCAGGACUCCCAUGACAAAGAGUACAUCAACUGUGAUAAAUACUUUCAGCAGAUUUUUGACUGCCCUCGGCUGAAGUUCUCCGAGAUUCCUCAGCGCCUGACUAACCUGCUGCUUCCCCCUGAUCCCAUCGUUAUAAACCACGUCAUCAGUGUGGACCCAAACGAUCAGAAGAAAACAGCCUGCUAUGAUAUAGAUGUCGAAGUGGAGGAUCCACUCAAAACCCAGAUGAGCAACUUCCUGCUCUCAACAGCCAAUCAGCAGGAGAUUGCCUCCCUUGACAACAAAAUCCAUGAGACUAUUGAGUCCAUCAACCAGCUGAAGAUUCAGAGAGACUUCAUGCUCAGUUUCUCCCGAGAUCCCAAAGGCUACAUCCAGGACUGGCUGAAAUCCCAGAGCAGAGAUCUCAAAUUAAUGACUGACGUCGUUGGGAAUCCUGAGGAGGAGAGGAGGGCCGAGUUUUACUACCAGCCCUGGUCUCAGGAGGCAGUCAGUCGCUACUUCUACUGCAAGAUUCAACAGAGAAGGCAAGAGCUGGAACAAGCCCUGGCUAUGAGGAAUACCUAGACCAAACCCAGAUGCCAGCUCGCACCCUGACAACACUUCUACAGCCUGAGCCACACGAAUGUCCUCAUUAUUGCCACAUUGUUUUCUACAGUGAGUGUGUGUGUGGGUGGGUGUGUGUCUCCUCGUGUUUUAGUUGUCACUGUGACCCAAGGCCCAAUUACACACAGCCAUUCCGAGGAGCCUUUCUGUUUCUGUCUCAGCCAGGCACGGUGCUCUGCCUCAUAUAUUUUACAUAAGGACAUCAAGUCACAACCCCAGUUGCCAUAUUCUCGAUCCUUAAUGCUGAGCUUUCACACGUGACACAAGUGUUGAAGAGACGAAACACCACUUUCCCAGGUGGAAAUAUGUCAUGUUUAAGCCAACAGAAUUCUUUUUUAUAUCUAUAAGUCAUUUUAAUAGUUUCAGUAGAUUAUCAGUAUUAUUGCUUUGAUCACUUUAGUGAAAAUAGAUGUUUUCACUAUUUAUCUGGUUCCCUCUCUGUGUAAAGAGUUCUUCAGUAAGCUGCUGCUUAAGAGAGUGUAAUUCUUGUACGUGUACAAAUUAUUUAACUACCUACGGUAGCAGUCAAAAGUUUGGACACCCCUACUCUUUUAUAGGUUUUUCUGUAUUUGGACUAUUUUCUACAUUGUAGAACAAUACUGAAGACAUCAAAACUAUGAAAUAACAUCUGGAACAUAUAUGGAAUUAUGUGGAAAACAAACAAUGGUUAAAAUAUGUUUAUUUUAGAUUAUUUAAAGUAGCCAGCGUUUACCUUGAUGACGCUUUGCACACUAUUGUUAUUUUAACCAGCUUCAUGAGGUCGUCACCUGGAAUGCUUUUCAAUUAAGAGGUCAAAAGUUAAUUAGUGCAGCUUCUUGCCUUCUUAAAGUGCAUAUCAGGGGUAAAUUCAGGAGCAAGAUCAAUGUAAUUCUCCUAUUUUAUAUUAAACUUUGGUCAAAUAUCUGUCACAUUUUGCAUUUUGUGCAAUUUUUUUACCUUGCGCAGUACCAGAACAAUUCAGUUGAAAUCAAGCCGUUUGAGGCGAAUUGGUCCGCCUCUGAAAAAACUCGGCAUUUGGAUUUCCCGCCAAACAUUUAUUUUCGUGACGUUGCGUGCGGGACGCCUCCCUCUGAGUCCUACGUCAGCGCUGGUUUGUUUAUGAGAAAACGACCUGGUGCUUUUCUGCAAAUUUCUUCAACAUUAUCACGUAAUUAUUAAAAUGGUUAACAGAUGUAUCGUAGGAGGGUGUAGCAACACCAAUCUUGAUGGGAUUAGUACUCAUCGUUUCCCACAUUGCGCUCAGGUGACAAUUCCAUAUUUCAAUGCGAAAUCGCUCACUGCUAAACUUGGUCUACACAGGCUGUGCACUGAAACCGUGCAAAGCUCUCGCAGCCUGCUGGCGCUUCCGCAGGUGACGUCACGAAUCUGGCUCCAGACUCCCUUGGGAUUUUUCCAGACGCGUUUUGUUAUUUUUUUUUUCUGCUGUAGACAGAUGAUCUUGUGCAAAAUUACCCUUCUGGAUGAGUGUAAAGGGACAUACUUUCAUAUUAAAAAAAAACGAAUUUGGUCCAGGAUAUGCACUUUAAUGUGUUUGAGAUCAAACAGUAAAUAAUAAAAAUCCAGUAAAUAGCCCGAUUCCACAACUGUAGUAAUCCAUAUUAUGUCAAGAAGUAGAGGUCUGCACAGGACAGAAUUUUCAGUCCCGCUCCCGCAUUGUGCAGUCCUGCUCCCGCAAAGAAUUAUGAUUUUCAGUCCCGCUCCCGCCCGCAAAUCCCGCAUGAUGCAGACGUUCACGUUAUUUCUCACGAAAGUUCUUGUCAUUGGCUUGGGGAAUUAAACAUGCUGAGCUUAGCUGAGCUCUCCACUGACUGAUCCUUCACCCAGCGCACGUAGUGAGGGUGCGCGUUGCCAGGUGGCAUGCGCAGCUGAGGCUUUACAGAGAUACCCAACACACCUACCAAAAUCUACAGUGGAUAUUAAGAAUAUUAUACAUACCUGUAGCUUAUAUGUCACUCCUCACAUUUACAUUCUAGGAAAUAUAAGUAGGCCUAUAAGAAAUUAAUAUAAUUUAAAGACACAGCGUGAUGGUGCCCCGCCCCCUACUUUGAGUGGAUUUGAGCAUAAACAUCAACAGCUCGCGUUCAGGGGUGCGUUUCCCAAACAACCAACCAAGUCAGCAUUAAACCAAUAUGGUACGAUGCAAGUUUGAACUAACUAACAUCCAAAAAACGACUGUUUCCCAAAGCUGUAGGACCAACUUGGUCUGAACCAAGUUGAUUUGAACCAACACAGUUCAAACCACGAUGUUUUCAGAUGUGUUCGGAUGGUCUCGUUUAUUGUCGGAAUUCAGAGAAACAACCCGAAGUUGGCUGACAGUGCGAACGGCAUUUCACCAUUAAAUGACCGUUAAGCCAAAUUUGGUGCGUCCAUAAUCUUCCCCUGAUGCUUGCAACUUGGUGUAGAUGUUCAUUUAGACUAAUAUAAAAUUGCAAUAUUUGGAAAUCAUGUGUAAACAAAAGGCAUCUCCAUAAAUCAAAGCAUCAUAUACUAGUUUUGGCUAUAAGGCUAUUUGCCCUGAUUAAAAAUAGCUAAGCAAACUGCUGUGAGAUGGCACAGAUAACGUCAUGUAGAUCUACAUGUUGUGUAUUUAUAGGUGGCAUUGUUAGGUUUAUUGUAAGUUUAUUGUUUAGACUCUGACAUUCUGCUGACACAUUCCAAGUUGAGCGCUGCAUGCGCUCAUGAUUGACAGCUGUCGCUUUGAUUGACAGCUCUUGCUUUGCGCACUCCCACUUCCAAGAAUGAACAGGUGCAUUCUCUUUGCGGACUCGCACUUUCUUUUUAAAGCAGCACUUACUUCUGAAGCACUGUGAGCUUCACUAGAGGAGCUCUGCUCUUCUGCCAUGAUCGGAGAUCUCAAACACAGAAGAGCGGAAAGGAAUCGGAAACGUACGCGAGAUUAGACCACAUCCGCAAAUUUAGGCAUCUUAAAAUGUUUUUAUUAAUGCCAAAUAAAAUAUCCAGCACAAAUUAUAUAUGAUAGACAUAAAUUAAUAAUUUAUAAAUUUUAUUUUAAACACGUUUUUAGUUAGCAGGACUGCAGCUUAUCACCUCUCCCGCCCGCGCCCGCAUUGUGCACUCCCCCUCCCGCCCGCGCCCGCAUUGUGCACUCCCCCUCCCGCCCGCUCCCGCAUUGUGCACGCCCGUUCCCGCAUUGUGCACUCCCCCUCCCGCCCGCUCCAGCAUUGUGCACGCCCACUCCCGCAUUGUGCACUCCCCCUCCCGUCCGCGCCCGCAUUGUGCACUCCCCCUCCCGCCCGCUCCCGCAUUGUGCACUCCCCCUCCCGCCCGCUCCCGCAUUGUGCACGCCCGCUCCCGCAUUGUGCACUCCCCCUCCCGCCCGCUCCCGCAUUGUGCACACCCGCUCCCGCAUUGUGCACUCCCCCUCCCGCCCGCUCCCGCAUUGUGCACUCCCCCUCCCGCCCGCGCCCGCAACGAGCUUUCAAAAUUUGUCCCGCGCCGCACUGCUUUGCGUCGGGUCCCACGGGAGUGCAGGGCUCUCUCAAGAAGCGCUCAGCUAAGUAAAGAGAAACGACAGCCAUCAUUACUUUAAGACAUGAAGUGACUUUUAAUUCAUAAAAAUAAAGAAAAAAUAUUGAAUUAGAAGGUGUGUCUAAACUUUUAACUGGUACUGUAUAGUAGAAUUGUGUCCCCACCUUUGCUAUGAAUCACAGCAGAUUGUAAUCGUGUUUGUUGUGUGUGUGCUCGGGAUAAGGAGGAAUGGCGUGGAUGUGUAACUACAGGGAUGGACAAAUCAAGACUGACUAAGCUAAAAAGUAGUAGCUGUUACAUGAAAUAAUGUAAGAAUACUGUAUAAGGCAAGCUAGUUAGUUAGUUAAGUUUAUUAUCCUCUUAUAACAGUUUUUCUCAUGUAGAACAACAUGUUUGUGCCCUCAACUAAAAGGCCAACCUCGACUGUGUGUGAUGUGGUGUUCUCUCAUCGCAUCAAACAUUAAAAACCGGUUAGUGUCCUCAUUUUCUCUACAUAUGUUAAACUGUGAGGUGACUGCGUGCAGUACAUCAGCGUCGCCAGACCCAUUUUACUGGGGCACCUGCCCCAGUAUAUAUCUGCUGUGCCCCAGUAAAAUUUCCUGAUCACAUUUCAGAAACAGUAAUGUCUUUGGCACUGCGGAAUAACCGUAUACGACCUAUACGUCCAAAUCACAUCCAUUCGUCUCUAUUAAAUUGCUGGCGGAACACUCAUCACACAAUUAACACACGUGAAACCACACGACUUGAGCUUUCCAACGGUACUAUCCACUAGUUGCUGUGAUAAACGAUUUGUGAUAAAAUUAACAUCAAUGAAUUCAGAUCAAAUUUAAUCAUAUUCUGCAUACAGCUCUGCGCCCAUCUCCACACCCGUUCUUGUCGGCGCAAUACCUCACUAACUCCUGAGUCGACACGACAAACCAGACAUCAAAAUAAACAGCAGUCCCAGCUGUUUCGAAUGGUAUAAAGUAUUCAUCAGUGCCUUUUGCCUUUCUCGAGUAACCCGGUUUUUGAAAUUACAGCAGCGAUUUGUCUCCAACUUCGGACUGAUAUUCGAAAGUAGCUUACAUUACAUAGUUAUGUCAGUACGUGAUAUAUUUUUACAAAUUAUUGCUAAGACAUACAGUAGGCUAUCCCACUAUCAUGAGAUUUAUGUUGCCAGAUUCCAGACAAUCCACACAAGCAUGAAAAGAUAUUUCUUUUGCCAUGCUUCCUAUAGUGGCAUACAUUCAAGAACAUGGAAAAUUCAUCAACACAAAAUGUUUUUCCUUGAUAGAAAAGCCUGAUGUGAAUAUGCAAAUAUUAUCAUAACCUAGACUGUCCUGAAAAAAACAACAACAUAGAUUAUAUCCUUAUAGCAUGUAGACGGAUGGCCCUUAUAAUCACCAUGAGCUUAAAAGUAAAGAUGGUAUACCCUGAAAAUAGCCUAUGGUUAAUUUAGAUCGAUAAUAUCAGGAAUAGAGUGGAUGUUUUUCUGCUUCAAGGUGCAUCAACGUCGGCAACUUUCUGUCCCUAAAUAUAAGGCACACAUUCUGUGCGUCUGUGCACGUCUGUGUGAAUGUCGGGAACGCGCAUGCAGCCAAGCGUGCGAAAUUGGAGAAAGAAGGUACAGUGACGUCACGCAAGUUCACGCAGCAAACGUAUAUAUUUUUAAGUGGAGCUGUAUGUCCUAUAGCACAUUUCAUAUGCCACAAGCUUUCCAAAAAAAUGAUAUACACUACCAUUCAAAAGUUUGGGGUCACUUUGAAAUGUCCUUAUUUUUGAAAGAAAAGCACUGUUCUUUUCAAUGAAGAUCACUUUAAACUAAUCAGAAAUCCACUCUAUACAUUGCUAAUGUGCUAAAUGACUAUUCUAGCUGCAAAUGUGUGGUUUUUGGUGCAAUAUCUCCAUAGGUGUAUAGAGGCCCAUUUCCAGCAACUCUCACUCCAGUGUUCUAAUGGUACAAUGUGUUUGCUCAUUGCCUCAGAAGGCUAAUGGAUGAUUAGAAAACCCUUGUACAAUCAUGUUAGCACAGCUGAAAACAGUUGAGCUCUUUAGAGAAGCUAUAAAACUGACCUUCCUUUGAGCAGAUUGAGUUUCUGGAGCAUCACAUUUGUGGGGUCGAUUAAAUGCUCAAAAUGGCCAGAAAAAUGUCUCGAUUAUAUUUUCUAUUCAUUUUACAACUUAUGGUGGUAAAUAAAAGUGUGACUUUUCAUGGAAAACACAAAAUUGUCUGGGUGACCCCAAACUUUUGAACGGUAGUGUAGGUAUUGGUGGGUGGGGGUGGGGGGGCUGUGCCCCAGUACAGCUUUAUGUCUCGCAACGCCCUUAAUGUAGUAAACACAAGACUUAAACCCUUUAAUUACCUCGGUUUUGUCAGUGUUUCUACAUACCCAUCUAAAAAAAAAUUGCAUGUCAUCCAUGCAUGCUAAUUAAUCCACAUAGUAAAAAAGUAGCAAUUAGUUUUGCCAAAAGAGCAUACUACAUCGAUCCAUCCGUUAUCUGUAGCCGCUUUAUCCUGUUCUACAGGGUCGCAGGCAAGCUGGAGCCUAUCCCAGCUGACUACGGGCGAAAGGCGGGGUACACCCUGGACAAGUCGCCAGAUCAUCACAGGGCUGACACAUAGACGCAGACAACCAUUCACACUCACAUUCACACCUACGGUCAAUUUAGAGUCACCAGUUAACCUAACCUGCAUGUCUUUGGACUGUCGGGGAAACCGGAGCACCCGGAGGAAACCCACGCAAACUCCACACAGAAAGGCUCCCGUCAGCCACUGGGCUUGAACCCAGAACCUUCUUGCUGCGAGGCAACAAUACUAACUACUACACCACCGUGCCGCCGGCACACACUACAGGCGUUAUGAUUUGUAAGUAGUGCUGAAGCUGCAACAUCGAAAGUGUGUCACACCACCAUGAAGCUACCGAGCAGCUACGAAUGAAAAACUACUCAUUUGUCCAUCCCUGAACUACAUUUGUAGCUAGCUCCCAAAUUCAGGACUCUGUGUCCUGUAUUCACUGUGAAUCAUUAUUCUAUUCUAAACGUAUUGUUUUAAUUAAUCCAUUGGUAAAUACACACUACAGACUGCACAGUAUUUGGAGUUUCCAUAGCAGUAACUAUAGUUAUUCUUGACGCUAAUCACUACGUUAAUAACAUGGAGCAUUUCUCGGUAAGUACGAACAGGACGUCUGAUGUAGGUAGUUAAUGUGUAACAAUUUGUACAUAUGUAAGAAUUACUCUGUAGUUGCUAAACACGAAAGGCGAUAUAAAGCGGAGCCUUUUUCUUUUAUCAGUAUUUGUAAUGUGUGGAGCCCACUGUGUAAUAUGUGACCUGCUCCAUCAUUCUGACUUUUAGACGUUUCAGAGAUACGACCGAUAUGAUCUUUGUGCUCUGAGGAUUAGGAUAAACUCACAUAGGUUGAUUGUAAUCACGUCUCGUCAGCCGAUACAGUACUGUGUAAAAGUCUUAGACCCCCCCCCACAAUUUUUUUUUUUUAAGUACAAACUUUUUAUAGAGUUUUAUUCAUUACUUCUACAUUAUCGACUCGUUAAGACACGUUUUAAAUUUCCAAACAGUUUCCCAGCACAAUAUUACAUGUUACAGCAGUAUAUUAUGUAAGAGAGACUUUUCACACAGAAAAACAUAAUGAAGGCUGUUGGGCUUUGCUGCAAAAAUAAGACGCGAGUGUGACAGUCAAAGUCUCCAGAAGAACUGGGGCUGGAUCUGCAAAACCUCUCAGCUAACUUCCUUAUAAAACUGUACACAUUGUAUUUGAGACUUUUUUAAGCAAAUGUUGACUUUGUUUCACGUCUCACUGGUUAUUGCUCUUUAUAAUGGUUCUUUUUUUCAUAUAGAAACAUUUAAUUUCAUUACUUUUGAAGACAUCUUUGCUCCACAGCGUUUAUUUGCAUGUGCCUAAGACGUUUGCACAGUACUGUACUUUUUUUUUUUUCCCCAAUAAAUUGCAACAUUUAUUCAGACAUAAAACUCCACCUCGUUCAUCCAAGGUUCUCCAGACUACACAGAAAGGGAAAGAGGCAGAGCGAUUUAGUGUGUAGCUGAUUAGCUUUUAUACAUACUGUGUAUAUAUACUUUUUCUCAAAAGUAGCAAAUGCCUUAUGUUCGAGAGCUUCCCAUCUAGAUUUGUUGCUUGACAUUGACGACAUUAUUGGCACAGUCAAAAAGCAGAGACUUUAUUUCAAGCAUAACCAAUAAAACCCCAAAAACGGACCAGAAGUGAGUUUAUAGAAGCACAUGGUUUCUACACAAAUAGCCACUUGCGACGUCCGACUCGAAACGAUGUUGAACACGUCACAUGUGAUUAAAAUCAUAUGAUCAAGUUCUCAGAAACAAAUCCAUGCAGUUGUACUAGAGUGAAGUGUACCGGUAUAUGAAGUAUAAUGAUCUAAGCUGCUGGCCAGCAGUCCAUGUCUGAAAAUCUGCUUUCUCCAGCUGAGUAUUUGCAUUUGACUGAAGUUCAUUCAACAACAACUCGUACUUGAAGUAUUUAAAUUGGAAGUAUUUUAAAACACUUUGUUUUACGAGGUCUUUAACCCACGAUGAAGGUUGUGUGAAAAUGCUGUGUGAAGUCCAGUAUGAAACAAUCAUUUCUUCAAAAGAAAAAAAGAAAUACGACACCUUUGCUCGUCAUGUCAGGAUUGUAGAAAUACUGACACAUAACACUGCACCCAAACCCCAAGAAUCCAGAGAUAUCUUUUUUAAAUUCUUGCAAGAAUCUGGAGCAUAUCUGGAGAUUUUUUUUUUCUGCAAUUUCGUGAUCAGAGAAUACCCUCCAUGGAUUUCAUCAUAUAUGGGUCAUAGUUUGAAAUAUCUGGGCGAGACCCUCUCUGGAUUCUGGGGUGUUUUGCGCAGUGUGACUUUAUUAAUAUCUUUGGAGAUGAUAAUCUCAAUGGGUCCAAAUCCUGUGUUUACUGUACAAUGAAGUGUAAACAGUACUGAUCUCAUAUUGUCUGUUUUAUUCUUUCAUGUUGGAUUUCUACCAGCAGUCUCAACGGCUUAGGUUUAAGGUAUUUAUUUGUAAUUUUGCAAUGAAGAGCACUGACGAUACUGUAGAAACUGGUAAAUUUUAUGUUUAGUUUGUAGCUUUAAAAAAAAAAAAAAAAAAAACAACACCUCAGUCAAGUACCACAACUUUUCAAACUUUUGCACUAAGUUGUUCAUCAUGAGUUGGUCGUUAAAUAUUGUUCACUUGAAACGAGGGAAUGAAAUGAAGGAUAAGCUGACCUGUGCUCAUUUUGUUCAUUGAUAUGUUGUGUACUGUAUCACUGGUGUAAUAUUGUCCUCGCUCCCCAGUGGCUGUGUGUGUUGGUUCUCAGCCCAGUUAGAGGGUAACAACCAGGUAUAAACGCCUGAGCUCUACGCAUCAAACGUCUUCUCAUGGAAGGAGAGUUCACACUUUCUGUGCAGCCUCAGUCAAAAUAAUCGCUGAGGGUCAGCAUUCACUUUCUUCAAGCCUAUGCAUGCUGCAUGGACAGAUUUUUAUACUUUCAUACAUGGACGUUUAAUACUCUUCAGACUGAUGGAGGAAACCAGAAGAGCAUGGACCCACGGAGAACUGGGUCAAAGCGACAAAAAAAGGACAAAAGACGACCCAUUCUGGUCAGCUACUGUUUUUUAAAGUCUUCUGUAUUGCUGUUGUCUUGUGUUUAUAAAGGACUUAGUGAUUUUAGUAUGGAUAAAAUAGAAGCACACAACAGAUUUCUACCAAGAUGCAUCCAGGAUCUGUGUAGUUCAUCAAGACUAGAGCACCCCCUACUGAACCUCCUGAACACAGCAGCUACUGUUUCACAGACCACACGACAUCGUCUUCAACAACAGCAUGGACCCUUAACUGCCUGGUAUUUUCUGUUCUUCUGCUGAUUUCUUCAUUCCCGAGCCCACUAACGGUCAUCACCGACUCACCUGGUGGAGUGAUGGAACAACAACAGGAUCCAAAAACCUGUCCCUGAUGUUUAUUAUCAAUUGUUGUAAACAAAUGCAAUAUAUUCAUCUGAUACUUAUUGACCACAGCGAUGACACUGCAACACUGGUGGCUAGUCGCACUGCUAGGUUAAGCCCCCCCCCAAAAAAAAAAAGCAACUAAACAACGCAGAGAUCAAAUUAAUGUUGACUAAGUGACAUAAUUGUUCAAAAUUACAUUAUCAGGAUCUUUAAUAACUGAUGAAAUCUUUUGCAAGACUUUUCGAGCCUCAUGCACGAGUAUGCUUAAGGGUACAAGUUGUUCUUUUACAUCGGGUCACUCCUGCAAGUGAUUCUUCACUCACGUCUGUGUUCCAGGUCACCUUCCUCCAGUUCUCGAUGCCAGCUGUGGCCUGUAUUUAAGUCUGAUGUCAACCCAGAGCAAUUUGUAUGCAAUGGAUGCACAUGCUGUAUUAACUAAGUGGUUUUUCUAGUCAAUGUUAAUGAACAUUCUGUACACAUGCAGUAGGGUGUUUUUGAUGCCACGCCAUGAUAUUUCUCACUCAACCCGUUCUACAUUUUCAUUGUUCCAUUUUCAACAGAGAGAAAGUAGUAUGAGAAUCACAAGUGUGGAUGUAAAUAAAAAAAGCGCUUGCCAAAGUUUGUCAAAGA